GAAACACUUUAAAGACUCCAGACAUGCAAGCGAAGCCCAAACCAAUAUAACAAACCGUAAUAAGGAAUCUUCUCUUCCUCAGAAACAGUUACUUGUCUUCGCUGUCCUCAUCUUACAGUAUACCACGAUGGCAGCUGCGAACCUAACAAACCUGCGCUCAAUCGCUAGGGUCGUCAAGGGUCAGAAGAUGAAAGAAGGUGCUGGCGUGAUGAUCUGCCGCACGGUCGGCACCGGCGCGUUGCGCAACAUGGACCCCUACCUCAUGCUCGACGAGCUGAAGCUGCCCGCCAAGGCUGCCUUCGCCGGCUUCCCCGACCACCCGCACCGCGGCUUCGAGACCUGCUCCAUCAUGUUGGAGGGACAGAUGGAGCACCGCGACUCGCAGGGCAACCAUGGUAUCAUCGGGCCCGGCGGCGUGCAGUGGAUGACCGCGGGCCGCGGCAUCAUCCACAGCGAGAUGCCGCGUGGCACGGACGGCAUGCUGUGGGGCUUCCAGCUGUGGAUCAACCUGCCUCGCAAGGACAAGAUGUGCAAGCCCAGGUAUCAGGACUACCAGAAGUCGGACAUCCCGGUGGUGGGGGCGCCCGACAGCGGAUGCAGCGUGCGCGUGAUGGCGGGGCGGCACGGCGGCGUGGAGGGGCCCAUCCGCAUGCGCAAUCCGGGGCUGCUGAUGGACGUGCGGCUGGGGCCGGGGGGCAGCUUUGUGCAGGAGGUGCCGCAGGGCUGGAACGGCUUCGCCUACGUGUACGACGGCGAGGGGCUCAUCUGCGGCAGCCGGGCGCAACCCGAGCAUGCACUGGUGUUGGGUCCGGGUGACCAUGUUGUCGCCUCGGCACCCGCUGCUGCUGCUGCUGCUGCUGCUGGGGCCGGCGGCAACAGCAGCAGCAGCACGGGCGGCAGUGGACUGCGCUUCCUGCUGAUUGCGGGGCAGCCCAUCGGCGAGCCCAUUGUGCAGCACGGGCCCUUCGUGAUGAACACGGAACAGGAGAUCUACGAGGCGUUCCGCGACUACCAGACAGGUCGGCUGCAGAACCCCUCCGACAACCCAUGGCAGGCGGAGGAGCUGUGAGGAUGCUGGCACCUUGCGGUGACGGCACCUUGCGCUGACGGCACCUUGCGCUGAUGGCACCUUGCGCUGGCGGCACCUUGCGUACCCGUUGUGGUUCCAAUGUUUACCCACCGGACCGCCGGAGUGUUUGACAUGUGUAUGUAUUGGGUAGCACCGUGUCAGUUUCGGCAUGUGCUGGUUGACGCCGUGAACAUAUACUACGACCUGCUGCCUGCUGACGUCGUCCCGGUGUUGCGACACACUGGGGCUGCUGGCUCAUGUUAUUAUGCCUAGGACUGCUUCGGCGAUGUUUAAUUGGGCUGGGAGGAACCUUGUGUGAUUCUUACAAUGCAUUCCUAUAGAUCGGUGACGGAAGCAAGACAACAGGAGCCCAUUAAACUGCUUAUCCAACUCACACUUCGAUUGUACCAUAAGUUGUGUAGUGACAUCACCGACAUGCCUGCCGCGAGAGUACACACAUGGGGCAUUGUGUGGGCCCUGCAUCGACUGCAUGCCGGCGCCGCUGCAAGUUGUGGUUCUGCUGUAAUCGCUCCCAUGCUUCCGAA
Astrephomene gubernaculifera is the source of this 1614-nucleotide messenger RNA. Lineage: Eukaryota; Viridiplantae; Chlorophyta; Chlorophyceae; Chlamydomonadales; Astrephomenaceae. The record is from the annotation of a GenBank genome assembly.